AUGGAAGAAUCUGGCUCCCUGGGACUGGAUGGACUGAUUGCUCAAGAAGCACAAGGUUACUUCAAGGGGGUUGAUGCCGUGACCAUAUCCGAUAACUAUUGGUUAGGAACUACAAAGCCAGUGUUGACCUAUGGUUUGAGAGGAGUUAACUACUACCAGAUCACCGUCAAUGGGCCAGCUGCUGACUUGCACUCUGGUUUGUUUGGUGGUAUCGUUGCUGAGCCAAUGACAGAUCUGGUCAAGCUGCUUGCAACCUUGGUGGACACUAAGGGGAAGAUCCUGAUCAAGGGUAUUGAUGAACAGGUUAAGCCGUUGACAGAGCAAGAGGAUAAGCUCUACGACGAUAUUGAAUUUGACGUUGAAGUGCUCAACCAGGCUACUGGUGGGUCCAUCCCUAUCACUUUGACCUUUGAAAAGGAACUGAAGACAUCUGUUUUAUUGUUGCCUGUGGGUAGAGGUGAUGAUGGUGCUCACUCAACAAACGAAAAGCUGGAUAUCUCCAACUACAUCGAAGGUACAAAGACUCUGUCUGCUUACUUGCACUACUACGCUCAAGGCUCCAAAUAA
This is a messenger RNA of Williopsis jadinii, 567 nucleotides long. RefSeq names its product metallodipeptidase (gene DUG1). The transcript is spliced from 2 exons. NCBI's taxonomy places the organism in Eukaryota, Fungi, Ascomycota, Saccharomycetes, Phaffomycetales, Wickerhamomycetaceae. Bases 1 to 567 code for a protein of 188 amino acids. Gene Ontology annotation, biological process: proteolysis. Gene Ontology annotation, molecular function: peptidase activity. The record is from RefSeq and is a predicted model, not a curated record.